This is a messenger RNA of Closterium sp. NIES-65, 3978 nucleotides long. The record is from the annotation of a GenBank genome assembly. NCBI's taxonomy places the organism in Eukaryota, Viridiplantae, Streptophyta, Zygnematophyceae, Desmidiales, Closteriaceae.
AUGACGCGAUUCGAGAUGGAUGAUGACGAGGUGGAGGAGGAGGGGGGCGGGGAGGAUCUGGAGGAGCUAGAGGAGGGGGUGCUGGAUGUGAUUGUAGGGGAGAGUGACUAUGAAGACGAGGAGGAGGAAGAGGAAGAGGAGGAAGAGGAGGAGGAAGAGGAGGAGGAGGAGGAGGAGGAGGAGGGAGGGGAGGGGAUGGGGAUGGAGGGGAUGAGCAUGAGCGAGAGAGUGCAUCAGCUGCAGAUGCGAGUGCAGCAAGCUCAGUAUGCCACCGCUGCUGGUGCUGGUGCAGGUGGUGGUGCGGUGAUCACGGCUCGUGAUCUGGCCAGGCUGUUCGACCACCCCAUUGACAAGUUCCAGAGCCUAACCCUUCCGCCUCUCCCCCAUCCCCACACCUCCCUCUCCCUCCUGCGGCGAGUGAAGACAGAGGCGUUUCUGCGGGGCUCAUCAGUGGUGGUGAGUGCGCCCACCCGCAGUGGCAGGACACUCGUGAGGGAGGCAGCAGCAGUGUUGAACCCUCAUCCAACCCCAACCCCAAACUCUACCUCCCUACAGCGAGUGGCGAUAGUGGCCUUCCUGCGGACCUGCGUUCCUGCGAGGCUCAUCAGUGGUGGUGAGUGCGCCCACCCGCAGUGGCAGGACACUUGUGGGGGAGGCAGCGGCAGCACUGGCCGCAACCAAUCCUGUCCUGAUUCUCUCUCUUUAACCCCCAUCCCUUCCUUUCCAACAGCAAGUGCCAAAAGAGGCAUUCCUGCGGGGAUCGUCAGUGGUGGUGUAGCGAGUGGCGAGAGAGGGGUUUCUCCGUGGCUCAUCAGUGGUGGUGUGUGCGCCGCGCCCAGCAGCAGCGGCAAGACACUUCGAGUGGCGAUAGAGGCCUUUCUGCGAGGGUCGUCAGUGGUGGUGUGUGCGCCCACCAGCAGCGGCAAGACACUGGUGGGGGAGGCAGCAGCAGCAGCCACGAUGGCGAGGGGAGGGCGCCUCAUCUACACCACGCCGCUCAAAGCCCUCUCCAACCAGAAACUCCGGGACUUCAGGGUGAAGUUUGGGGAGGGCAACGUGGGGCUGCUGACUGGUGACGUGGCAGUGAACCGAGACGCGCCCAUCCUCGUCAUGACCACUGAAAUCCUGCGCAACAUGCUCUACACCAGGUGUGGUAUGACUAUAGCAAGGCGAGAUGCUCUGCUACAGGUGUGGUGUGUGACAGCGAGAUGCUCUGCAACAGGUGUGGUGUGUGACUAUAGCGAGAUGCUCUGCAACAGCAUGGGGGCGGGCGAGGCGGAGGAACAGAGGCUGAGGGGAGUGGAGGCGGUGGUUCUGGACGAGGUGCACUACCUGUCGGACAUCUCAAGGGGCACUGUGUGGGAGGAGACGGUGAUCUACUGCCCCAAGUCCAUUCAGCUAGUGUGCCUCUCCGCCACAGUCGCCAACCCUGAUGAGCUUGCAGACUGGAUUGGCAGGGUGCAUGGGCGCACGGAGCUCGUCACCUCACAGCACCGCCCGGUACCGCUCAAGUGGCACUUCUCCACACGUUUCCGCAUGCUGCCUCUCCUUGAUAACCGUGGCCGUGACAUCAACCCUCAGCUGCUGCUGCGCCCUUCUGGUGACCCGUUUUUGGAGGAGCUGCAGUCCGGUAGGAUGCUGCCACGUGGCAGUGGCAGAUCCUUCCAACGGUGGGAUGCGGAUGACCAAAGCAGCAGCGGCGGCAGUGGCAAGCGAGGGAAGGAAUCUAAGGGUUUCGCAGGGAGAGCAGACAGAGACGCAGGGAGAGUAGGCAAGAAGGGCAGCAAGAACGGGAAGGGGAUCGCAGCAGCUUUGUCUCGUAGUGGGGGAGGGUUAGCCGAGCUGGUGGGGAGGGGGCGGCGGGGGGAGGCGAAGAACCGAGUAGAGGAGCUGUCGGCGCAGCAGGUGCAGCAGCAGUGGCGGCGGCAGGUGCCGCGGGUGAGAGACACUCUGGAGCAGCUGAGAAAGAAGGACAUGCUCCCCGCCAUCUGGUUCAUCUUCAGUCGGCGAGGCUGCGACACGGCCGUGUCGUUUGUCCGAGACACCAACCUGCUGUCGCCCCGUGAACAGGUUGGUGGGCCAUCCAUGGGGCAGCAGCAGCCAGAGGGAGUGACAGAGGGGGCAGCAAAUGAGGAGGUGGCAGAAGCGAUAGCAGCGCUGAGGCAGCAGCAGCCGGAGGCGGUGAGGGAGGGGGCGGUGGAGGCGCUAAAGAAGGGAGUGGCGGCACACCAUGCGGGGUGCCUGCCACCCUGGAAGGGGUUCGUGGAGGACCUCUUUCAACGCGGGCUGGUCAAGGUGGUAUUCGCAACAGAGACACUGUCAGCGGGCAUCAACAUGCCAGCGCGAAUCACUGUGCUCUCUCGGCUAUUUCCUCUAUCCCUCCCCUCCUCCCCAGUCCCCACUCCUCUCUCCUCCUCCCCCCCUCCCUCCCCACCUUCGCCUUCCUCCCACCAGGUGGUGUUCGCCACAGAGACACUGUCAGCGGGCAUCAACAUGCCUGCGCGCACCACUGUGCUCUCUGCUCUCUCCAAGCAUCUGGGCGGGUAUGGAUGCAUGGUGCUGGGUGUGAUAGAGGGGAAACGCCGGUCGCAGCCUGCUCUCAGCCGGUCGCAGCCUGCUCUCAGCCAAAGCGAUGCUGCAGAUGGCGGGGCGUGCGGGCAGGAGGGGCAAGGACAGGCAGGGGCACGUGGUGGUGGUGCAGACGCCCUUUCAUUCCCCUUCCCUCUCCUCCUCUCACCUUUCCCUUCCACUCCCCCUCACCUCGUGCGCAGGGGUAACGCGGGUCGCAGUCUCCUCUCAGCCACCGCGCUGCUACAGAUGGCAGGGCGGGCGGGCAGGAGGGGCAGGGGCACGUGGUGGUGGUGCAGACACCCUUUCAUUCCCCUCUCACCUUCCCCUUCCACUCCCCCUCACCUUGUGCACAGUGGUAAUGCGGGUCGCAGUCUGCUCUCAGCAAACGCAAUGCUGCAGAUGGCGGGGCGGGCAGGGAGGCGGGGCAAGGACAGGCAGGGGCACGUGGUGGUGGUGCAGACGCCCUUUGAGGGCGCGCAGGACUGCUGCCGCCUGCUGCUGGGGGGGGCUGACCCGCUUGUGUCUCAGUUCACGGCCACCUAUGGCAUGGCGCUCAACCUGCUGGGGGUGAGUUCCAUUCCAUUCCAUGGGGUGGCUCACUCAGAGUGUUUGUAUGUGCCUGUGGUGUGGUGUGGCGCUCGCUCAAUCUCAGAGCACACAGGGGCAGGGGCACGCAAUGUGGUGGUGGUGGUGCAGACGCCCUUCGAGGGCGCUCAGGAUUGCUGCCGCCUGCUGCUGGGAGGGGCUGACCCCCUCGUCUCCCAAUUCACCGCCACCUAUGGCAUGGCACUCAAGCUGCUGGGGGGCGCUCCUGUUUGGCAGGAGAAGACAGAGGCGGGCAGUGGUACGGGCGCAGAUGGAGGUGACUCAAACGAGGGUGCCUCUACCAGCAACGGCGCUGCAGGCGAGCCUGCAGUAGCUGCUGCAGGGGAGGAGGGCGAAGCAGCAGAGGCGUCAGCGGCAGCAGCGGCAGAGCCGGUGACGGCAGUGGCGGUGCGGCGGGGGCGCAGCAUGGAAGAGGCGAAGGCGCUGAUAGAGAGGAGCUUUGGGAACUACCUGGCGAGCGAGAGCAUGGUUGGGAGGCAGAGCAUGGUUGGGAGGCAGAGCAUGGUUGGGAGGCAGAGCAUGGGGGGGAGGCAGAGCAUGGUUGGGAGGCAGAGCAUGGUUGGGAGGCAGAGCAUGGGUGGGAGGCAGAGCAUGGGUGGGAGGCAGAGCAUGGGUGGGAGGCAGAGCAUGGGUGGGAGGCAGAGCAUGGAUGGGAGGCAGAGCAUGGGUGGGAGGCAGAGCAUGGGUGGGAGGCAGAGCAUGGGUGGGAGGCAGAGCAUGGUUGGGAGGCAGAGCAUGGUUGGGAGGCAGAGCAUGGGUGGGAGGCAGAGCAUGGGUGGGAAGCAGAGCAUGGGUGCAUGA